Molecule: messenger RNA, 337 nt
Organism: Trematomus bernacchii (emerald rockcod)
Lineage: Eukaryota; Metazoa; Chordata; Actinopteri; Perciformes; Nototheniidae
Product: Fanconi anemia core complex-associated protein 24-like
Exons: 2
Coding region: 1-315 (104 amino acids)
Biological process (GO): interstrand cross-link repair
Cellular component (GO): Fanconi anaemia nuclear complex
Molecular function (GO): chromatin binding
Source: RefSeq, a predicted model, not a curated record
AUGUCACCGGAUGAGACGGUGGAUUACUACAGGAAUCUCAACAGUGUGAAGGCCCGUCUCCAGGUCCACGGUGAGGGUCGAGAGAACCCCUUCAGGAGGAGGAGUUCCUCUCGGCUGCUGGACCCAAAGGUCCUGGUUCUGGUGCAGCGAGUCCCCGGGGUCGGCGGGGUCAAAGCUCUGGCGCUGCUGCAGGAGUUCUCCAGCAUCCACCAGCUCUGCAACGCCGCCCCCCACGAGCUGGAGCCCAUCGUGGGUCAGGCUGCAGCUAAGCAAAUCCACAGCUUCUUCCACAAACCCACUGCUGCUGGAACCUGAGCUCUCUGAGUCUGGGGUCUGA